Messenger RNA from Clupea harengus (Atlantic herring), 6889 nucleotides. RefSeq names its product lin-54 DREAM MuvB core complex component (gene lin54). Gene Ontology annotation, biological process: regulation of DNA-templated transcription. The transcript has 14 exons. Bases 1568 to 3961 code for a protein of 797 amino acids. The record is from RefSeq and is a predicted model, not a curated record. NCBI's taxonomy places the organism in Eukaryota, Metazoa, Chordata, Actinopteri, Clupeiformes, Clupeidae. Gene Ontology annotation, cellular component: nucleus.
AUUUCUGUAACCUCUUUUUUCAGUGAGGAGGCAAUAUGAUAUUAGCCAACGUUAGCUAAAUUGCUAUGCUGCUAACCCUAGCAGCUACCAGCAACUCAGGAAGCCCAAUGCGAACCAGAUGGCUAGCUUUAAGUAAUCAUAGCUCGCUAGCUAGCAAACAGCUGACAUUCUGCAGCGAGAUUUGAUGCUGCAGACUACUGUCCUUUGCAACAGAAAAUAUACUGUAAUUGCAGCUUGUUAGCUACCAUUUGGUAGCUGCCCUGUUACUUUAACAAGUUAUCUGUGAACGUGCGUGGUUGUCUCCCUAAGUCAACAAUAAUUUAACUUUAGUGGCUAAACAUCUAGCUAGCCAAGGAACUAUCCUUAUUUAACUUAAAACGUAUGAACUAUCAAACUAGCUGACUUCUUGUGUUGUGUUUUGAAGUUAGCUUGCUAACAGCUAUCUGCGUUAGCUAAUGUUGCCGAAGUGGACAUGCGAUUGUAUUAAUAGUUAGCAAAGUCAGCUAUUAGCUACGAUUGACGCGUUAACUGGCCUGUAACGUUAAGCCAGUUGCGAGUUGCAAGUGGGUGAACGUCAACUUGCUUAGCUUAAAAUCUAAACAAUGUCCGUGUUGCUGGCUUGAGUAACUAGCAAAACUUAAAGGCCGAUAUUUCUCUUGUCAUUACUUUUCUCACACUGUUUUAACAACAGUUAACGGUACCACUGACUAGAGUUGGCUAAUUAGCUUAACGUUUUCUUAGUUAAACCACUUAUUGGCACAUGCAGUUAGUGAUGACAUCUGAAAAAUGUCUGCAGUCCCUUGUUUAUUUAGUUCUAUCUCGUUACUUUGAAUAACUGUGACAGCUAGUACAGAGAGAAUGUGAAGUCAUUGCUGUCUUUGGUCCCUUUGCCCUUGUAGCUAGCUGGUUAGCAAGUAACGUUAAUAAAUAUUCCAUAGCUAGCUGUUUUUUCCUUGAAUCAGCCAGGUCUCUUAUAUUAUGUUGUUGAGCUGUUUCAACUUGUGAACUUUUAUCUUCGCCAUAGCAAGAGUAUUAGUUGGUGCAAAUAAAACGUAGAGUGGAUAUUCUGUGAUCAUAUGCAGUUGUACAUUGUGGAUCAUGGAAAGGUUCCUGAUUUCUACACUUGACCGAGUACUGAGACCACACCGUAAUUGACAACCUAUUCUGGUUGUCACCGUACAACCAUCUGGUGAGUUGUAACAUACAGUGCCUGAAAUAUCCAUAUAUCAUAUGGCAUGUGGUCAUAAACUAGCCAACAUUAUAUUAUGAUGGGUAUUUUUGGUAUCCCUUGUUAUCUCUUCUCAUAAGAUGAACUGAUGACGAGUUGAAAAUGGCGGAUCUUUCGAAAUCCAACCCCGGCCUGAAAUAGAAACGCAGUGAGCUAGCCACUCUUGCAGUGUUAUUCUAGUACCGUUUGAAAUCGAUGCGUAUUUUAAUAACAACUGUUUCUUGAAUUGACCCACGCAAUCAUUCUCAAGGUUCUGUCAAAAGAGUAUCGGACUGGCAGUUUUAUUCGGUAACGUGUACAGGCUGUGGUAUUUGGCAUGGCUUACUCUUGAGUGACAAAAUGGACGUGGUGCCUCCUGAGCUAAACAGCCUGCUCCCAGAUGAGAUCAUGGACACCGAGGCCAUCGUCACUGACGAUGACCUUCCUGCUGUCUGCCCUGCUCCACCCAACGCCCUGGAGAGGCAGGACACUCCUGUUCCCAUGGAGACGGAGGUGCCGGAGAUAGUGACUCUGUGCACAGCAGCACCAUCUAUUCCCGUGCAGAGAACUCAGGCCAUGACCACCCUUACCAGCACGGACUCUACCCCCUCGAGCGGGAGCAUGGGCACCCAGCUCCUCCUCACCCCCUCCAGCUCCGCCAUGACUCUCCAACCCAGCAGCCCACAGGUCACUGGGAGUCUACAGAGGCUGUCCACUUCUCUUGCCCUCCCUGCCAAUCACCAACUCAUCCUCAACAAGGUGGCGGCCUCCCCCGGUUCAGAGCUCAAGCCACAGUUGCUGAAGCAAGACGGCCAGAAGCUGGUGGUCACUACUCUCGGAAAGGGUGGCCAGCCAAUUGUUUUGGCGAUGCCCCACUCGGCUGCCAAAGCUGGCACCCUGCUGAGCGCUGGGGAUGGCAAAGGGCAGCCGCAACAGUUUAAGGUGGUGACCAUCGGGGGCCGCACCGACCUGAAGCCAAUGGUCGGGGUCCAAGCGCUGAGCACUGCCAGUCAGCUGAUGGGCACAUCACAGACGGUCCAGCAGGGUCAGCACCCCAAGACUUUACAGAUCACCAAGAAGGUCCCAGUCUCCACCGCUGCCCCCAUGAUCACGAAGUUCAUCAUCACAAAGGCUCUUAACAGCAAAGGCUUAAACAGCCAAACGUCUCUGUCCCCUGUGAUGACAGGGCGUGUUCUGACCCAGAGCACCCCGCUCACACCCCCUCGGACCAUCUCAGUUAUGGAUGCACUCAGUUCCACUCAGAGUGGAUCCAGUAAGAUGGCCAUCUCUCCCCUCAAGUCUCCCAGCAAGCUGACGGUGGUGUCAGUGGCUUCCCCAUCGCCCGCCUCACCUCAGAAGUCUGUGGCUGUUCCCCUCAGCAUGGCUCUGGGCCAGCAGAUCCUCCACAUGCAGCAGCAGUCUACGCCCGCCUCUCCUGCCAAAGCGGGGCUCAGCCACUCCACCACACAGACGGUGAAGCCAGUCCAGACGGUCACAGUGGGUGGGGUGGGGGGACCCCAGUUCAAGACCAUCGUCCCCCUGGCCACCUCUCCCAAUGUGCAGCACAUCCAGGUCCCCGGCAGCCGCUUCCAUUACGUACGCCUGGUGACGGCAUCGAGCGGCAGCCCGCCCGCGCCCACGGGCAGCAGUCCCAGCGUCGCCGCCUCCUUACAGCCAGCCAAACCCAUGGUGGUCAACUCUGCAACCGUCAGGAUGUCUGUUCCCAUUGUUUCUGCUCAAACCAUGAAGCAGGUCGUGCCCAAACCUCUGACGUCGGCCGCCCCCCAGGUGGUGACUAGCCAACAGCAGCGCCUCAUCAUGCCAGCCACGCCCCUCCCGCAGCUCCAGCCCCUGCCCCCCGGAACCUUACUCGCCCCCGCCCCUGGGUCGGGGAACAUGGGAUACGCCGUUCUCUCCGCGCCAUAUGUCACACAGCUUCAGCAGUCGACGAUAGUGACACUGGCCAGCAGCUCUGGAUUUUCCAGCCCAACCUGUGUACAGACACAAGCCAGACUGCCUCUUAAUGGUCUGUCUGACUUUCCCUCUAGUCUGUCAGCGUCCGAAUCAACAUCAAGACAAAGGAAGCCAUGCAAUUGUACAAAAUCACAGUGUCUGAAACUUUAUUGCGACUGCUUUGCCAAUGGGGAGUUUUGCAGCAACUGUAACUGCACCAACUGCUUUAACAACCUGGAGCACGAGUCUGAGCGAUUAAAAGCUAUCAAGGCGUGUCUGGAUCGGAACCCAGAAGCCUUCAAGCCCAAAAUUGGCAAAGGCAAGGAGGGCGAGUCGGACCGCAGACACAGCAAGGGCUGCAACUGCAAGCGCUCGGGCUGUCUGAAGAACUACUGCGAGUGUUACGAGGCCAAGAUCAUGUGCUCGUCCAUCUGUAAAUGUGUGGGCUGCAAAAACUUUGAGGAGAGUCCUGAGAGGAAGACUCUGAUGCACCUGGCUGACGCAGCCGAGGUCAGAGUGCAGCAGCAGACAGCGGCCAAGACCAAGCUCUCGUCACAGAUCUCAGACCUGCUAACGCGCACCACUCCGGCCAUAUCCAGUGGUGGGGGAAAGCAACCUUACACGUUUGUCACGAAGGAAGUAGCAGAAGCCACGGUCGAGUGUCUGAUGGAGCAGGCGGAGCAAGCAGAACUGUCCAAUCAGUCGCAGGCGAUGGCCGAGCGGGUCAUCCUGGAGGAGUUUGGCCGCUGUCUCAAGAGAAUCAUUAACUAUGCCGGUAAAGCCAAGACGGACUGCUGCUAGACAGCCGGCACUAGCUACCACCAGCUGACCACCUGACCAGCCACGGUCACAUCCUCCCAAACCAACCCAACCACACUUAUCUGUCCAGCACAAAAGCUGGAAGACCUCCUCAACCCCCUAGCAUUGGCAGGGAUACCCCACCUGCCUGGUUGACUGGUAGGAAGGAAUGUCCCUUUGCCAAUCAGGCGAUGGGUCAGCCACAGGAGAGACGAGGCUGUGGAGCUUCAGCUUCUUUGUGGAGGCUCCGGUUGCCUCAAGCCCUGGGAGAGGUCAGCUGGAGGGGAAGACCAGAGACCUAAUGUCCCCUUACCAGCGCAGUCUCUUCCAGCAUAUUGUUGUUGAGGAGAGCGCUGUGGAAAGAAAUGGGAAAUGCUUGGACAGAAAUGGCAUUCAAAGCAGGAAUGAUAUUUUGUGGGCUCCCGCAGAGUAGUAUUGCACAGUAUGCUUUUUUGGGAUGUGUUUAGAGUGUUUAUAUUUCCUUUUGAAGUAGGUUUUUAAUAUCUUAAUUUCAAUGAUUUAUUUUUCAUUACAGUUUUUUUUUUUUGUAUCCAUCAUGGAAAUUGCUGAUCUUUUGGUGCAACCGGUUUCAGAUGUCUCUGAAAUGCUCAUUUUCAACUAAUUGCUUCACCUAGAAGGCUUAGCUGAGGCGUCUGCAUAUUCAGCAUUCAGCUCAUUCUCCAAUCAUGACUUCUGUUCAGCAGGUAGCCUUUACUGUAGCCUAUAAUUAAAGAGAUGCUUCUUUUUGUAUUUAUUUUAAUCUUGAGGUUGGGGAUUGAGCCAACCAGAAGUGGGUGGAAAGUUACUUCGGUAAUUAUCACUGAGCUACCUUGUGUGUCACACAAGUGUGUGUGUGGGUGAUAUCAUCAGAGUGGUCCAGAGUUUGGCUGCAGCUACCACGGGCAGUCACAUAUUUGGAACAUAAGUGUUGGCCCGUUCUAAAUUCCUAUUCAGAAUUAUGCUAGACAUAGCUUAAUAUUCGUAUUCCUAGUUUUUUGGUUUGUUUUUGCGCUGUGCUAUUAACUGGUAAAUUAUGGACAUUUUUGACCUUAAAUUUUAAAACAUUUUCAUAAAGAUGUACAGACUUUUUUGAAAUAUAGAAUUGUUACUAAAUUAUCAAGAACUGUCAAGGGAAAUUGACUAAUAAAGUGUAAUUUCAAAUAAACUAGGCCACAGGCACUAUAAGAUCAGAAAGUAUUAAUAAUCUGUUUUAAAAAGCUAUUAAAGGAAAACCCCACUUUUUUUUCCAUGCAUCACAUCUCUUCGGGUCCUGAUCGACUAUCUUGACCAACCGAUUCAUACAAAUGGAGCAGCUAUUUAAAAUGGGCUAACACAGUCUGUCAAACACACAAGUAGAUGUGAGGAGGUGUGCAGUCAUUACAUGGGUCUCCAUUAUAAUAUUUGUAAUGGUCGUUCCAAAACCCUGCUUGUCCCCAAAACCAGGAUUUCCUGUUCUACAGCCACAUGCAUGAAAGGCUGCCAGUCUAAACAUGAUGUCCAAUACCUCAUGACAUUUCUGUUGCUGUAGUUAAUGUGUUCAUGUUGGGUGGAUUAUGAAGUCAGUAACAAAACAUAAUGCACAGGAGAACCAGAAGUCAUUUGGUCCAUGUUAAACGUGUCUGGGUUGCAGUGCCUUUCUCUGUUAAUUAGGAAAUUACUGGUUGCAAAAGAAAAUGUUUUGGAUUGAACAAGGAGGUUUUAGCAGUGUAUUCAGGGUCUUAGCAGGUUGUAAAAAUGAGGUGUACAAAUUUUAAGUUUGGGAUCAGUUUUUAUUCCCCCCCAUCUGAUUUACAUUGCAUGCAUCUUGGAGUGUGGUUUGAACUGUCAAUGAAUGAUUUAUACUUUUUUUUUUUUUUUGGCUCCUUGUGUUGAGACAGAUCCCCGCAUUCUCCACCCCGAUGUGAACAGUAUGCCUUAGCCACCACCUAUUACUCAGGGCUUUGUUGAGUUUCUUAAGCUUUUAGGCAUUUCCCUGCACUGACUGUAACUCGCAUGAGUUUGGGCAUCAGAUGUAGUUUUACUAUGCAUUUGCAAACAAAUUCAAAGGAGACCUGCCUUGCAAUGCCUACCCAUUGAUUGUGUUUUCCCAUCUCUGUUAUCCCAAGCACUCCAGACGUCAUAAGGAUCAUUUUCACUGUUCUUAAACCAGCAAGGACUGCUAGAGUCAGCCCAAAUAGUUUCAAUCAAUUUUUAAAAAUGAUUUUCAGCUGUCUGCAUGCAAAAAUGACUGUGUCCCAGAGUGUGCCCCCGUGUGGUGGGAUUGUUUGCGAGGGCUGCCAACCGACACAAAGCACAAUCAAGUCCCACGCUCAACUCUCACCCCCUGACCAUAUCUGGAAAUGGAUCUCCAGUCAGGUCUGCAGAUGCUGUGCCCUAUUAUCAAAACCAAACAGAGGACAUUGGAGCGUGAAAGUCAGCCUUUUUCAGGAGAAACGGCUUCUUUCAGCUGAUUCAACCAUGUGGUCUCGUUCAAAUGCAGAAGUACAGAGCUUCAUUGUACUCUCCUCAAACACUUCCUGUACUACAAGAUCCUUACCGAAAUAUAAUUGUAAUUUUACUCUGCCACACCGGUGUACAGAAGACUUCACACAACAGCUCACUAGGAUUCAGAAUCUGUGGAUUGUAUAUGUUGGUGUGAAAUUGCCUGUAUUUCUGUUAACAUAAAUUUAUCCCACCCUUUGCUUUUCCCCCCCUUUUUUUUUCGUGUAAAUGUGUACUUUUUUUUUUCCCUGCCCUGUCUUUAUGUGUUUAAUUUAUCUCGUUUAUACUCACUGUUAUAACACCCAAGUAUUGCAGAUAAUUAAAAUUCAUUGGAAUUAUUUGCAAAUGUAACAAUUAUUAAUUAGCAAAGAAUAUGUGAUGGUGAUCUGUGAGCAGUAUGUUGUACACAAAUUACAAGCAAAUUAAAUUUAUACAGUUCUUUAAAAAAUG